Molecule: messenger RNA, 5282 nt
Organism: Vombatus ursinus (common wombat)
Lineage: Eukaryota; Metazoa; Chordata; Mammalia; Diprotodontia; Vombatidae
Gene: SLC35A3
Product: solute carrier family 35 member A3
Exons: 8
Coding region: 47-1090 (347 amino acids)
Biological process (GO): pyrimidine nucleotide-sugar transmembrane transport
Cellular component (GO): Golgi membrane
Molecular function (GO): UDP-galactose transmembrane transporter activity
Source: RefSeq, a predicted model, not a curated record
CAAAAAGAUUACAGUUCUUUAAAUUCGUAACAUUGUGGAGUGAAUCAUGGAAGAUAAUGGGCUGAAAAUUACAACUGGAAGCAAUAUUUCUGCACGUGAAGAAAAGGCAAUGUCUGCCAAUUUAAAGUACCUUUCUUUGGGAAUCCUGGUCUUUCAGACUACCAGCUUAGUUCUGACUAUGCGUUAUUCAAGGACUUUGAAAGAAGAUGGGCCUCGUUAUUUGUCAUCUACUGCAGUUGUCAUUGCUGAACUUUUGAAGAUCAUUGCCUGCAUUAUAUUAGUCUACAAAGAUAGCAAAUGCAGUCUUCGAGCAUUGAAUAGAGUGUUACAUGAUGAAAUUCUAAACAAGCCUAUGGAAACACUUAAACUUGCUAUUCCAUCAGGAAUAUAUACUCUUCAGAAUAAUUUACUCUAUGUAGCAUUAUCAAAUCUAGAUGCAGCCACUUAUCAGGUUACUUAUCAAUUAAAAAUUCUUACAACAGCACUGUUUUCUGUGUCCAUGCUUAGUAAAAAAUUAGGUUUGUACCAGUGGCUCUCUCUAGUGAUUUUAAUGGCAGGUGUCACUUUUGUACAGUGGCCCUCAGAUUCUCAAGAAUCGUCUUCUAAGGAACUCUCAGCAGGCUCUCAGUUUGUAGGUCUGAUGGCAGUUCUUACAGCUUGUUUUUCAAGUGGCUUUGCAGGAGUUUAUUUUGAGAAAAUUUUAAAAGAAACCAAGCAAUCUGUGUGGAUUAGAAAUAUUCAACUUGGUUCUUUUGGGAGCAUAUUCGGAUUAAUGGGUGUUUACAUUUAUGAUGGAGAAUUAGUAUCAAAGAAUGGAUUUUUUCAGGGAUAUAACAAACUGACCUGGAUAGUUGUUGUUCUGCAGGCACUUGGAGGCCUUGUCAUAGCUGCUGUUAUUAAGUAUGCGGAUAAUAUUUUAAAAGGAUUUGCAACAUCUUUGUCUAUAAUAUUAUCAACGCUAAUUUCCUAUUUUUGGCUGCAAGAUUUUGUUCCAACCAGUGUCUUUUUCCUUGGAGCCAUCCUUGUAAUAGCAGCUACUUUCCUAUAUGGCUAUGAUCCCAAACCUGCAGGAAAUCCUACUAAGGCCUAGUUAUCUUCUGAAACUUGUUUCUCAGGAUUCUUCAAGUAUUAAGAUCCUCAAACAUCAUUCACACACAGAGGAUGUCAACAUAAACUCUGUGAGAGAUCAUCAGAUUGAGUCCUGUCAUGAUUAUUGAAAUGAUUUGAAGUCACAAAGGUUUAGAAACCAUAAGAAGUUUGUUACAGGUGGAAGUGAAAUAUCUAAUGCAUCCAAAAGUAAAAACUUGAAAGAAACAAUAUGUUUCCAGUGACUAAAAUCAGGAAUGUUUACAACAACUUGAACUCUGAAGUGAACAAAAAAGGUUUUUACAAUUUUGAUUGCUGCAGAAAUGUCCUAUGCACUCUUUGCAAGAGCACAUGACAACAUUUGUCAGAUAUAAAUUUUUGCAAAUCAAAUCUAUUUAAUCUUAGUAAAUGUUUUUAAUUUGCUAUUUGUGUAUAGAUAGAUUACACUGAAUAUAAUUCAUUAUUCUGUAAUUAAGAUUAUAAUUAGCUAUUUCUUAUUAAAGCUGUGAAGAAAUUGAAGUAUGGUUUGAAAAAAUUUUUCACAUACCCAAGAUUUUUAUAUUUAUAAAGGGAUUGCUAAACAAAUCUGAAUUCUGUUAUUUGUUAAUCUCUAUAAAAUUGAUAAUAUUAUGGGUCUGAUUUAAUAUCAGAAGGGGAAGAUUUUUAUGUAAGGUUCUCUGUUUCAUUGUUUAUGUAACCAAAUACAAGCUACAGGUGGAGUUUGGGUCUGGGUUUCUUUUUAUUUUUUCUUAUAAAUUGUAUACCUACUAUUACUUUAAAUUUUAUUUGUGUGUGAUUCAGUUUCCUUCAAUGUUAUUAAAUGUAACUUAAGAUGAAGUAAAUACUUAAAAUAUUUAAUGGUUUAUAAAAAUAUAUAAUUGUCUAUAUCCAUUCUAUUUGGAUUCAUUAUAGAAUAUCAUGUAUAUAUUCUACCUUAUUACAGAGUUUUAAAUGGAUAUUUUACUCAAUCUAUAAGAGCUUCUUUAAGGCUGUAACAGUAAAGAUAGUUUUUAGUUUAAAUAUCAAUAAGUUGGCAUCAAAAUGACAUCUAGAACCAUUUUAGAUGGCCAUUAUAUUGUUUGAAAUGGUAUGAUAAUUUUAAAUUCAGGGUUCCCAAACAAAAUUUUGUAAGCCCAUCACCUAUGGAAGUGCCCUUUCUAUGGUUGAAGGGUAUAUUACUUGUAUAGGGCUCCUAGCACUGCAUGGGGCUGCUUGGGCAGAAGUUAUUAUUUGUUUCUUACGUACAUGAAUGUGUGUGUAUAUAUACACACGUAUAUGUAUACAUAUACACAAACAUAUAUAAAAUUGGUUUUUGUAUAUAAAAGAGUAUAUAUAUGUGUAUAUGUUAUGUAUAUAUCUGUAUAUAACCACACAAAUGCACCUGCUUUAAAAUAACACCAUUUCUAUGAUAUGUUCUUAUGAACAUUGAAGUAGAAUAUUUUAUGUAUAAGCCAUUUAAUUUUUAAUAUGGUUGAGAUAAUGUCAUACAUAAUUAGUUAAAAACUUUCUAAAAUUAUCAUGUUAGGUUAAUUCAAUUGUGAACAACAAUAGUAUCAACAUUCUAGCUUGUUCUCUAUAUAAUGUACUUUAAAACAACACAUGCAAUUCUAGUGUUUAUUUUUAAAAUUUACAUAAAUAGCUCAAAAAUUCAAUUCAAUAGAUGCCUAUUUGGGUAGAGUUAAAAAAAAAAGAUUCCAAAGUUUUGUGCUUAAAAUUAUGGUAUUCUUUAAGGCUACCACUGAGUUAGCCUACUGUGAGAUUUCUUUGAAAACACAGUGCCCUCCUGUAUCCAUAAAUCAGGAGUCCACUCCUACCUCUUCUGUCUAAGGUUUCAAUUCCUUGCAAAUGUGUUCAAUUACAAAACAUUUGGAAUCUUUCUAAUAGGUAUUGCAAACUGGCCCUUGUUGGCCAGAAUUCUGGGUACAUAUAGCUUUCACUAGCUUCCUUUGAGAGUUGUUAAACUGUUAACAGUUUGGGGUAUGUUCUCAGUGUGCUACAAAAUUCUGGCCUAAUUGAAAUCCAAAUCCUGGGGUUACAAAGGAGCACAAAAUUCCAGGACCAAGUUAACUUCCCAAAUAUUGGCUAGGUAUCUAAAUAAUAAUAAGUAGUUCAGCGUAUUUUCUUAGCCACUUGACACUGUGUGACCUGUCUCUUAUUUUAGUGCUUUGAAGAGUAAUACAAAAAAGUACUGGUAUGUGGUUAAUGUAAUGGCAUGCUCCCAGUGACUGAAAACUUAAAAUUAUUCAAGUAUUCAAGCAAGUAUAUCAGAACAGGCUAGUUUCACGAAAUAAGCAAAUAAGGAGAUUCGGAGGAGUGUAGUGUAGCAGAAAGAGUGAGGAAACCUGAUUUCUAGUCCACCUAUGCCACUAAUUCACUUUAUGACCUUGGGCAAAUCACUUCUCUAGGCAUUGGCUUUGUUAUCUGUCAAAUGAGAGGGUUGGACUAGGAGGUUCUUUCCAGCUCUAAUAUUCUGUGAUGAGUGACAUGUUUUUUUUCAAACUAACUGUUUUAUGGACAGAGAAUUUAUAUUUUACAUUACUAGUAAUUAAGAAAAUGUUUAUUCUUGGAUAUUGUAGUUUAUAAUUUAUACUUUGUGUUCACAGGGAAAUAUAAUAGAAUGCAAAAUUUGAAAAGGACCACCGGAAUUGUAGAUUGGCUUUUACCAACAGCUAAUGAUGACAUUAUCAUGACAUUGUUUUUUGGAUCAGUUGACAGUUUCACCUCCAAAGUCUUGUCUAUUAACCAUAUAAUUAAAAAAUUAAUAAUUCCAUUUCUAACAUACAGUUUUGACACCAAAAUAAUUCCAGCUUUUUAAGAAAUUUAAACUUUUUUUUCACCUCUCAACUACUUUAUUCACUGAAAAUUAGCCAUUUUGUAGGGAAAUGUGCCAGUAGCUAGCAUUAUAAUAAAUUAAGGCUAUAGUGUCCAGUUUAAAACUGGAUGAAAAGUUUUAAAUAUAAAGAAUGAUUUUACCAACAGAACAGUAAUAAAUUAAAAUUAUUUUAGGAGUACCAUAGGUAUGAAUUCUUGAACUUUUUUUAUGUUAAAAAUCUGUAUCAGCAAGAAGAAUGAGCAAUGGUUUGCAUUUCUAGUUAUUCUUAGUGGGGGAAAACUCAAAAGUCAUCUUAUUAUCUGGACAAAAACAUGGGGAAAAAGAAUCUGUAAAUCAAAAGGCUGCCCCUGUAGUUUUCAGAAAUUGUGCUUUAGUAAGUUUAGGAUAUGAUUCUUAUUACAUUACCUAUAAGACCUGAUAAACCUUUCAGACAAAGUAGUUUUCUAGACCUUAAAAAUGUUACUGUAUUUGCUUCCAAUGUAGGUAUUGUUUUUGAGAAACAGGGUUUAUUUUUGUCUUCAUAUCAUCUUUUAAUUUAAAUUUUCAUUGUCAUGACAGUAUUUAUUUACAUCAUGAAUGUGUGCUUUUCAAAAGAAAAGCCUUCUGGAAGUUAUUUAUAUGUUUGUAAGUCAGUCACCUUAAAAACCUCCAAAAUGUAGCAUAUUUAAUAAUAAAUCUAGGACCAAAAGAAGCACCUUUUACAAAUUAUGGUCCUGUGUGCCUUGCUUACCAAAUACCUGACUUCUUCUGGAGGUUAUUACUGUAAUUCACAAUUAUGGAUACAUGAUAAUAAUAUCAGGAAUUUUUAAAAUAGUUAUUUCUCAAUUGAUUUUUAAAAAAUUCUUUAUCUACAAGUAUUCAUCAAAUAUAUUUUAUGAUACAGGAAAUUAAGUGUGCUGUGCAGGUAAUUGAUAACCAAUAUAUGUUUGAGUAAAGUGUAACACUAUUACUCAUCAUUUAGCAUUUUGAAACUUUAAAAAUAGAGUACAAGCCAGAUUACUGUUAUAGUUCGUUGUUUUUAAAUAAUAUUUUACUGCAUUUUUUUUGUUCUUUACUAUUUGGAUCUUUUGUUGUGUCUCCAUGUUUUAUUUGCUUAGAUCCCUUUUGGUUUGGGGAACAAUAUGUAAUUUUGUAUAUUUAAACUUUUGUGAACAAAAUUCAAAAAUUGUACAAUUGGUCUUUUUUAUGUCAUGUUUUUGAUGGAUAAAUAUUUCAGAUUUUUUCAAUAUCUAGUUACCACCUAUUGCUUAAUGAGUUUUAUUGGAAUGUAGGCAGAGUUUUAUUACUGGAAUUAAUUGUGACCCUGUUCGCCAAUAAUUAUGAAUCUGAAUGUGAAUUAAAUUUCUCCUCUUUUAAUACCAAC